Molecule: messenger RNA, 1411 nt
Organism: Macadamia integrifolia
Lineage: Eukaryota; Viridiplantae; Streptophyta; Magnoliopsida; Proteales; Proteaceae
Product: phospholipid-transporting ATPase 2-like
Exons: 8
Coding region: 16-1077 (353 amino acids)
Biological process (GO): phospholipid translocation
Cellular component (GO): plasma membrane
Molecular function (GO): ATPase-coupled intramembrane lipid carrier activity
Source: RefSeq, a predicted model, not a curated record
AAUUUAUAGCAUCUUAUGGACUUUUUUGGUGGCCACACAAGUUCAAUUAAUUGGUUUGCUCAGCUUCCCUUCAUUUUUGCAGAGUUCAGGUUUCUUAAAAGGUUGAUACUUGUCCAUGGGCGUUACUCAUACAACCGGACAGCAUUUCUCUCCCAGUAUUCCUUCUACAAGUCUCUAGUGAUAUGUUUUAUCCAGAUCUUCUUCUCUUUUAUCUCAGGUGUCUCUGGAACCAGCCUUUUCAAUUCCGUCAGUCUGAUGGCUUAUAAUGUUUUCUACACCAGUGUCCCAGUGCUAGUCAGUGUCCUUGACAAAGAUCUUAGUGAAAGAACAGUUGUGCAACACCCACAAAUUCUCUUUUAUUGCCAAGCAGGAAGGAUUUUGAAUCCAAGCACAUUUGCUGGAUGGUUUGGGAGGUCUCUUUUCCAUGCACUUGUCGUGUUUUUAAUUACCAUACAUGCUUAUUCCGAUCAGAAAAGUGAGAUGGAAGAGUUGUCAAUGGUGGCACUCUCUGGAUGUAUCUGGUUACAGGCUUUCGUUGUGGCGCUAGAGACCAAUUCCUUCACAAUACUGCAGCAUCUUGCAAUUUGGGGGAAUUUGGUUUUCUUCUAUGUUAUAAACUUGAUUGUCAGUGGCCUGCCAUCAGCUGGGAUGUACACGAUCAUGUUCCGACUAUGCAGACAACCAUCUUACUGGAUAACCAUGUUUUUGACAGUGGCAGUGGGGAUGGGCCCUGUGCUGGCUCUAAAAUACUUCAGAUACACAUACAGAUCAAGUGCAAUCAAUAUUCUUCAGCAGGCAGAACGCAUGGGUGUGCCCAUUUUGUCUCUGAGUAAUAUGGAGCUACAGCCUAGGUCUCUAAUCAAAGAUGUUGCACCUUUGUCUAUAACUCCACCCAAAAUUCGGAAUCCUGUGUGUGAGCCUUUACUUUCCAAUUCACCAACCGCAACCAGAAGGUCUAUAGGAUCGACAACUCCAUUUGAGAUCUUCCAGUCAUCGCCAUCCAGAUUGUCAUCUUCAGGCUAUUCGAGAAAUUCCCUUUCAGUUUUGCAGCGGAAAGCUAGUCAGGACAAGCAUUGAACGGCCUAGCGUUUGUCUACAAAACUGCUCCAAGCAAUGAUCAAGGUGCAGACUUGACACCAAGUGGAUUUGUGAACAAGAACCUGAUAGAGAUGGUCGAUUCUGAGCCCGAGCUCCCGAUUGUAAAGAGCUUCCACACUGUCUUCGAAAAGAAAUGAACAUUUUUUUGUGAUCAGGUUAGCUUCAAUAAGAAUUGGGCAACUGCAUAAUGAAGCACAACCCAACCCCCUAACCCAAAAGAAAAAUAUAUUUGAUUAUACUUUGGCUGUUCACUGCCAGGGAAAUAACUUAACCAUAUAUAUAUAUAUAUAUAUAUACUCUCUUUCCACUCCUA